UUUCAUUGUUUUCUGUUUCAGGCUUUUGCUAAACAAGUUAUCAAGAAACUAGUACCUAUGUUUGAUAGGGUAUUAGUUUUACGUGCAGAUGCAGUAACCAAGACCACGGGAGGAAUAUUAAUACCAGAAAAAUCACAAGGAAAAGUUCUUCAUGGAACUGUUAUCGCUGUUGGCCCAGGAGCUAGAAAUAAUAAUGGAGAGCUCGUCCCCACCCAAAUCAAAGUAGGAGACCAAGUGCUGUUACCGGAAUAUGGUGGUACCAAGGUCGAGUUGGAGGAGAAUAAAGAAUACCAUUUAUUUAGAGAAUCAGAUAUUCUAGCCAAACUAGAAGUAUGAACAAUGCGUACCAUGAGUUUUGUGUAAUAUAUUUGUAGAGACAUUUCCAUUCAUAUUGUUAUAAGAAAUGAUCGUCAAAAACAUUCAUCUGUAGUUGAUAACUUUCAUUCAAAGAAUGUCGUCGUUGAUCUUUCUGUUUGUUGAUUCGAAUGCAAAUCAAUAUGUUAUUGGUUCCUGAACUGAUUUUUUACGUUUGUUAUUAGUUGGUGCAGUCUCAAAUUCUAAUAAAAGUAACUAAUUAUGUA
Nilaparvata lugens (brown planthopper) is the source of this 581-nucleotide messenger RNA. RefSeq names its product 10 kDa heat shock protein, mitochondrial-like. NCBI's taxonomy places the organism in Eukaryota, Metazoa, Arthropoda, Insecta, Hemiptera, Delphacidae. Gene Ontology annotation, cellular component: mitochondrial matrix. The annotation marks the transcript as partial. The record is from RefSeq and is a predicted model, not a curated record. The transcript is spliced from 2 exons. Gene Ontology annotation, molecular function: ATP binding; protein-folding chaperone binding; metal ion binding.